Molecule: messenger RNA, 2491 nt
Organism: Trematosphaeria pertusa
Lineage: Eukaryota; Fungi; Ascomycota; Dothideomycetes; Pleosporales; Trematosphaeriaceae
Product: putative ferric-chelate reductase
Exons: 6
Coding region: 197-2083 (628 amino acids)
Biological process (GO): iron ion transport; copper ion import; intracellular iron ion homeostasis
Cellular component (GO): plasma membrane
Molecular function (GO): ferric-chelate reductase activity
Source: RefSeq, a predicted model, not a curated record
GAAUGAGACUGAGCUAAUUAUCCUAUGACAACGUUUAAGGAAUGGCCGCGCCAAUGCAGAAUGAGAGGCAGGAAGUGUGUCAAGCUUCGUCGAGGCUUAUUUUCUUACCCUUCUCCCGCCAUCGUACACGUCCUGGCAACACGGCGCUUCGUCUCGACUGACCAGCAAAGCACGCGAACUAUACAUUGGAUUCGCAAUGUCUGCUGCCUGGCUCACUUACCCCCUCCAGCUGGAGGGGAGCCGCGCGUUUGAGUGCGAUGAGCUCACCACCGAAGAAUGCGACUACUACAUGCACCGCUGGCACUUUUGGUACAUAGCUGAUCAUGUCUUCGCGCUGCCAACAGUCGCAUUCUUCAUGUGCGCCAUUGGCAUCUUCAUCAUCGGCCACGUUUUGUCGUCGCUUGUUUUUGGUCGUCGCCGGUUCCGAGGGCCUCCUAUGCUACGGAAACCGAUUGCAGCUAUCCGAUACUUGUCCUACCGUGGUUUCCACUUGAGGGCACUCCAAUGGAAUUCAGCCCCAGUUGGAGUUUUGCUGCUGGGGCUUGCUGGGACCGUGUUCUUCUUCUGUAUGGACUUGAUUCCACAGCCCUAUUACUGGUCGGAUGAAAUGUAUGGCGGUUCGCCACCACUGGCCACCAGAUCGGGAUGGAUGUCUUUGGCAUGCAUGCCAUUUGUCUUUGCAACGGCGAGCAAGACGAACUGGAUUACACUCUUCACGGGAGUUUCGCACGAGAGACUGCAGGUCUUCCACAGAUGGAUCUCCUACGCCUUCUUUGUCCUUGCGCUCAUGCACACGUUCCCGUUCAUCGUAUAUCACAUUCACUGGCACGACAUGGAGGAACACUUCACGUCGAGCCUCCUGUUCUACUGGACCGGCAUCGUCGCAAUAAUCUUUCAAGCGUGGUUGACCUUUGCGUCCCACAGCGCUAUACGAAACCUUGGCUAUGAAUUCUUCAAGAUAACCCACUUUGCUGCUGUUGUUGUAUUCAUGGUGACCUUCUUUUGGCACUGCGACUAUACUCUCACUUCAUGGGACUACUUUGUCGCUACAGCCGCCAUAUAUGUCCCUUGUUACGUUUAUCCCUGGCUCCGCACUUGCUUCGAGUAUGGCUUCGCGCAGAAAGCCCAGAUCUUCGUAGAAGACAACGGCUUCACACGCAUCACUAUCCCAUCCAAGUCUGGUUGGAAACCUGGACAGCAUUGUUUCCUACGCUUCACUAGCUUUGGUCUUAUGCAAGCUAUCUCAACGCACCCAUUCACUAUCUGCUCUACGCCUUCAACGCAGCCGAGCGAGCAGUCUGAGCUCGUCUUCUACGUCCGUCAUCAGCGCGGCUUUACCGCCAAACUGUACCAGCACGCUCUGGAGCGACCUGGUGCGUCGGUACCCGUGCAUGUAGAUGGUCCCUACGGAGGCAUCCAUCUACAGAAAUGCUACGGGAGCGACCAUCUUCUUGUCAUCGCAGGUGGCUCAGGAGCUGGUUGGUGUUUGCCGUUCAUUGAGCUGUUUGCCAGGCAACGCCCGACGCCAGACGACGAAGAGAAAGGCCAGAGUAUCCUGACGGACGGCAAGGAGGUCCUCCAUCAACGUAAACCGCGCGGACCUCUUUCACUGCGGGUGGUUCUCGCGACCCGAGACAGCAACAGCCGUGCAUGGUUCCUUAAAACCGUCAGCGAGCUGCUGUCAAAGUGCUCAGCAACAGAGUCCUCAUCCAACAUUCGCGUCAGAGUCUAUCUCACCGGGGAGGCUGCUGAAAAGGUGGACCUGCCAAGCAGUGUCUCGGGCGACCCAGCCAGCCCGAAAGAGGCUACCUCAUCCACCGACGAGAUUGCUAUCCCAGAAGACGGAAACAAGUCCGCUAUUCCAGGCAAGGAGUUCGAGGGCCGGCCACAGCUACCGCUGAUCGUCCAUGAGGAGGCAGCCAAGGUGGCGGAAGCGGGCCAAUCUCUGAGCGUCUUCGUCUGUGGGCCGCACACGAUGCAGAACGAUGUGCGCAAUGCUGUUGCGAAGGAGAACUUGAACAUUCUCAAGGGUUCCAAGGCUGGCGGGGUUUAUCUGCACUCGGAGCAUUUUUCGUGGGCUUGAGAACUGUUGUGUGGGAGCGCGUUCUUUGGAUAGAGUCCAAAUUGCAUAUUGUAAUUGAAGAGGUGCUUGGUGAUGGCAGAAGCAACGAGGUCUGCUCGAACGACACCCUCGUGACCUUGGUGCAGCUCUUUCGGGUUGAGCUCCGAAGUUUGGAGUCGCGGUGAUGCGGACUGGAUACCGGGUUGGCGGGUAUGACGGACUGAUGGACUGAUGGUGGCAUGGUGCCGCGUACCACGUAUGGGUGUGAGCGAUCCAGACACACUGCGUCAAUCAAUUGUAGAACGCGCCGUCGAUCGGCCAGCCAGGGAUAUCUACCAUAGAUGCAUGGAAAGAAUCUGCUCAUGGACAGUACACCCUGCGCGCCGUAGAAGCCGGCUACCCAGCCCAUGCAAGAUGUGGGAUUCUGUC